Babesia bovis T2Bo is the source of this 1629-nucleotide messenger RNA. RefSeq names its product myb-like DNA-binding domain containing protein. The record is from RefSeq and is a predicted model, not a curated record. The coding region runs from base 65 to 1624 and encodes 519 amino acids. NCBI's taxonomy places the organism in Eukaryota, Apicomplexa, Aconoidasida, Piroplasmida, Babesiidae. The transcript has 3 exons.
GUAGCGCACAAACCGUAUAUAUCUGAUUCACAGUUUUCAACUGGCAGUAGAGGCCGUAUUUAACAUGAAGGAUUCGAUAUCGCAGCUUGAGGAUGAUCGUGGUCGUAAGCCUGCGUCUAACAACGAUGCAGUUGUUAUCCACAACUUUUCUGCGUCCUUACCUUUAUAUCGGCGUAAGUAUGACUGGAAGGUUCCCAAGUGGGAACCAGACCAGAUAAGAGAGUUGCAUAAAAGUGUACGCCAUGAGAUAAUUCGAGCUAUUUGCGGUGGUCCCGAUGGCCUUGAAGCGCACUUGAGUAUAGAGGAUCUACGUCAAUCUGUUGAGUUAUUGCAGUUACCUUCCUCUAGGUUACUAUACGAGUUAUAUAUUACAUACGGCAAUUUGCACAUAUCAGGGAUCAUUCUGAAAUGCAAGGAUGACUUAUCUGGUACUAUUGAGCUACUGAAGAACAACCCGGAAGGUUUCCGUGAAUUUGUUAUGGGAGAUCCCGUGGAACCCUGUAGUGAACCUGAGUCCAGUACACCACCUCCUGUAUGCUCAGAUAUAUCAUCAUUAUGGUCACGUGUCGCUGACGCGGUUAACGCUGGUAAGACCAGCAGCAGAUCCAGGCUAUCCACUGAGUGCUGUUCCAUUUUCUUGAAUUCCACGGAAGAUGGCAAACUACUGGACACGGUAACCGCUAAAGAUGUUGAGCGUCUUCAGCGGUACAUCGAUAGUGACCCUACCGACACAGAUUCCUUUGUUAGUGGUGCUGAAAAGGCUCAGGAACUUGGUAUUACAUUAUACCAGUACCUCAAGGCUGCUUCUAUGAACAGCAGAUCAGUUAAUCGACGAUGGACUUCUGGCGACGACGAAAAACUCCGUCGUGCAGUUCGCAAGGAGGUUAACUACAGGGUCACUGGUACCAAGCGCUCUGAAUCAAUUAAUUGGCGUAAUGUAUCUCGUUUUAUGGGUAACCGUACGAAUGAGCAAUGUCGACUGCGUUGGCGUUUUAUCUGCAAGGGUCAUCAAUCUGGUGACAAUUUUACGUUAUCUGAGUUAUACGCCUUGCAGCUGUUAUACAGUGCUUAUGGUGACAACUGGCAGAAGAUAGCUAGGUUGAUUCCUGGUAAGCAGCCUCAUCAAUGUCGGAAUAAGUAUUUAUCAUCUAUAUCUAUACCUGACCAAAGUGAGUAUUUGACUUAUUACAAGGAUUUGAAGAACACGAUUACAAAUAGGAACGCUUCUGUGAACGUCCGUCGUUGGUGGUCCAAGGUUGACUGGUUGGGCAUGAAGUUGCUGAAAAUAGCGAACAUUACCAAGAACAAGGCCAUUAUGGAUGUACUCUGUGAUUUCUAUGCUAGCGAUAUUAUUGCGACUCGAAUAGGUCGUUUAUUUGGUGACUGUAGCUUGGUGCGCAGUCAGGACCUUAACAGCUUAGAUGUUUUGAGGGUUUCCGAGUACUUGAAGCGUUAUACAUCCACUAUGGUCACGAAAAUCGUAAACAGCACGUUUCCCACUUUACUCCGGAAAUCUAAGGCGGAUGACGCCGGCGAGUUUCGCGAUAUAUUUGACAUUGGUCCUGUAGACGAUUCUUUGUUCGUUGAAUGCCUGUAUCGUUUACUCCAAAACGCGUGGCCAUGAAGUUU